Messenger RNA from Biomphalaria glabrata, 841 nucleotides. RefSeq names its product calexcitin-2-like. The transcript has 6 exons. NCBI's taxonomy places the organism in Eukaryota, Metazoa, Mollusca, Gastropoda, Planorbidae. Bases 99 to 671 code for a protein of 190 amino acids. The record is from RefSeq and is a predicted model, not a curated record. Gene Ontology annotation, molecular function: calcium ion binding.
AAGGGACUCAUCUCUGUGUCCUUUUCUACUUGUCAGACUGUAGUACAACAGACCAUUUAGUUUUCAUUUUGCUCUUUGUUCUAGAUUGAUUCUUAAUCAUGUCUGCACUGUCAGAUUUUCAAAGAAAGAAAAUCUUAAAUCUUUUUGAGAAUCUGUACGAUUUAAACAAAGACGGUGUCAUAGAAAAAUGUGAUUUUGAUAACGCCGUUGAGAAAAUCUCUACUCUACAUCACUGGAAGAACAACGAUGAGGCCUUCAAGAAAGCACAAGAAACAGUCAACGAGAUUUGGGAAGGUUUGAGGAUAAGAGCUGACAAAAAUAAGGACGGUAAAAUCACCAAAGAAGAGUGGACAAAGAUGUGGGAAGAGUGUAUAAAAGAUGUGGUCGACGGAAAGAAAUUUCCAGAAUGGCAGCAGAAAUACAUGGAGUUUAUGUUCUACGCUAACGACACAUCAGGUGACGGGUUCAUUGACCGUGACGAGUACACAGCCAUUUAUCGUCUGUUUGGUUUCUCACAAGAUGACGUCAACGUUUGUUUUGACAAGAUUUCACAAGGUCUACCCAAAAAUAUGUUAUCUAAAGAAGACUUUGAAGCAUUGUGGAGGGAGUACUUCGUAGCAGAGGAUGAGAAUGCCAAGGGAAAUUUCUUGUUUGGCAGACAGUCACACUAACUGGCCUUUCAUGAACAGAAUUGGUUCAACUAGUAUCGUUACACAACAUUUCACAUACCUGGCAUAGGCACAGUUAUCUCCCCGCCACUGAGAGAAUGAAUGAAAUAAACACCACCUACCAUAUUGAUUAAUAUUCCUCUUCUAAUUGAUUAAAGAACUUAUAACACGGA